Messenger RNA from Gymnodraco acuticeps, 2262 nucleotides. RefSeq names its product translocation associated membrane protein 1 (gene tram1). The record is from RefSeq and is a predicted model, not a curated record. Gene Ontology annotation, biological process: SRP-dependent cotranslational protein targeting to membrane, translocation; protein insertion into ER membrane. Gene Ontology annotation, cellular component: endoplasmic reticulum membrane. NCBI's taxonomy places the organism in Eukaryota, Metazoa, Chordata, Actinopteri, Perciformes, Bathydraconidae.
CUCCCACCGUCUGAAGAGUGACACGCCAUUCAAUCCUCUGCCCGACACCGAGAGGAAGCACCGAGUCUCUGCACACAGGAGAACCAUUAAUAACACAAACAAGAUUGAACAGAAAGCAGCUGCGAGGAGAAGGAGAAACAGAAGAGGAGGAGGAGGAAACACCGAGUCCUGUCGACAUGGGGAUCCGAAAGAAGACCACCAAGACCCCGCCGGUUCUGAGCCAUGAGUUUGUGAUCCAGAACCAUGCAGACAUUGUUUCCUGUGUUGCUAUGGUGUUCCUGCUGGGGCUGAUGUUCGAGGUCACCUCGAAGUUUGCCGUGCUCUUCAUCACCGUGCAGUACAACGUCACCAUCUCAACCAGCGGUCCAGAGGAGACGCCGGUGAACCACUUCCACCACGGCAUCAAAGACCUGGCCACCACCUUCUUCUACAUGCUGGUGGCCAUGAUCAUGCACGCCAUCAUCCAGGAGUACGUGCUCGAUAAAAUCAACAGGAAGAAGCACUUCUCCAAAACGAAGCACAGCAAAUUCAACGAGUCGGGGCAGCUCAGCGCUUUCUACCUGUUCUCCUCCGGCUGGGGGGCGAGCAUCCUGAUGUCUGAGAACCUGCUGUCCAACCCUGUGUCUCUGUGGGAGGGGUACCCACACACACUCAUGCCAUUCCAGAUGAAAUUCUACUUCAUUUGUCAGCUGGGCUACUGGCUGCACGCUCUGCCUGAACUCUACUUCCAGAAGACAAAGAAGGAGGAUAUUCCUCGGCAGCUCGUCUACAUUUUCCUCUACCUCGUCCACAUCGCCGGCGCCUACAUCCUCAAUCUGAACCGCCUGGCUCUGGUUCUGCUGGUUCUUCACUACGUCGUCGAGCUUCUGUUCCACAUGUCCCGCCUCGUUUACUUCAGCAACGAGACGCGUCAGUCUGGCUUCACGCUCUGGGCGGUUCUGUUCGUUCUGUGUCGGCUGCUCACUCUCUCUCUCUCCGUCCUCACCGUGGGAUUCGGACUCGCAACCUCGGAGAACCAGGGCUUCGAUCUGUCUGCAGGAAACUUUAACGUCAUCUUUGUUCGGAUCACCGUCCUGGCGGCCAUUUGCCUGACGCAGGCCUUCAUGAUGUGGAAAUUUAUCAACUUCCAGCUGAGGAGGUGGAGAGAACACGGCCUGACGCAGAACCUGAAGAAGAAGCAGGUUCCCGCCAAGAGCAAAUCGAAGAAGGACAAAGCCAACGGAGUAAACGGAGUGAACUCCGACGGAGCGGAUUCACCGAGAGCGAAGAAGGAGAAGGCGUCAUAAAUUCAUUCAUUCACCCCCCCGCAAAUCCCCCACAAUGCAUUUCCAGCGUGCCGUUAUUUCAGGUGUCGCCGCUCUGCUGUGCCAUUUCAUAUGAAAACAAAUUCUGAGCUUAUUUAAGAAGUGCCUAUUGAGACAGAGUGUUUUGUACAGGGUGUGUAAUUUUAAAAAUUCAGGAAUGAUGUGUUAAAUGUCCCCCCCCCCCCCCCCCCAUAUCAUUUCAUGCUUAAUAGUCCAAAAGAAAGUGCAUUCAGCCUGUGAUUUAUCCCACUUCAUCUUAUAUUUAUACCCGCAAGCCAAGCGCCUCUGUAAACAUUGUUUAGUUGAUGAAUUUCUAAAUAACAACCUUUUCCACAAGUGAAGGUUACACACCGUCUGUUUACACCGCAGACUCUCAGAAAAGACCGUUUUUUAACAUGUCAGUGGCCAAAGUCAUGGGAAAUAAAGUAUUGAGAAGAAUAUUUAAAAGACAUUCCCGCUGUUAUAAUCACAUUCACAGUUCAGUAUUUCUGCAAAGUACCCUGAUGUAGCAUUGACUUUUUGCAGCUUUAAGAUAAUCCCUUACCAUUAAAUGACACUGUCGAUACACGAGCACACUUUCUGGUUUAUUUGUGAGUGAUUUAACAUUUUAUUGUUUAAAUUCGGGCAUUACCACCCCUUUAGUGUUGAUUUGUAUGGUUCUUGCUGUCUAAAUGGAUUUCCUGUUUAUCAUGUGUCUUCUGGCCUUAUUGCUUUUCUUUUACCACGUUUAGCUCCUUUCCCCCCCCGCUGUAGACCGUGCCAAAUGAGCCGGAUUGGCGUAUGAUGUAUGCCGUUCACUCUCACUUGCCAUAACAUAAAUCAUGAUGGUAACACUGGUUUAUUUCUCCAGAAUAAACCCAUUACCUAAUUGUGAGUCCACUUCAGCAGUGCUUUUAUCAACUGGUCCUGAUGGUUUGUCUAUCAUACAGAGGAAUAAAAUGUUUUAUUGAAUAAAGAA